Messenger RNA from Fundulus heteroclitus (mummichog), 1704 nucleotides. It is a transcript of the gene map3k8, whose product is annotated as mitogen-activated protein kinase kinase kinase 8. The record is from RefSeq and is a predicted model, not a curated record. Gene Ontology annotation, biological process: protein phosphorylation. Gene Ontology annotation, molecular function: protein kinase activity; ATP binding. The transcript is spliced from 8 exons. Bases 162 to 1568 code for a protein of 468 amino acids. Lineage: Eukaryota; Metazoa; Chordata; Actinopteri; Cyprinodontiformes; Fundulidae.
UUGUUUACUUCCUUCUGAAGGCAGUCAGUCACACAGCAGUCAGAAGGUCUGCCCGCACGUCGGUACGCAGCCGAGGCUGGAGGAGCGCAACGGAGAGACAGCAAUGACGCCUGCCUUCUGGUACACAGUUUAAAUCACGCACGAACGGACGCAGAACCAAGAUGGAUUACAAAUAUGACUCUGGACUAGAACUGCUGUUGGCUCACAUGAACGUGGAGGACAUUAUCAACGCAGCAGAGACACUGUAUCAACUUGAGGAAGAGGAGGAAGAGGCCGGCUUGUCUUUUGACGAAGAGGGGCUUUCCCAGGAGGAGAUGGAUGAGAACGAGGAGAUUGGGGAAGGGGUGGGUUCGGGUAAGGCUCAGAAGGACUAUGGUGAUGGAGUGGGCGAUGUUCGGUACGGGACAGUGCAAGACCUCCUCUCCUUUGUGAACCUCCUGUCCAACAUGCAGGCUGCAGCUCUGCAGCACCUCCCUGAGGAGAUAGGAGUCCUCCUGAACAAGAAGUACAUGGCUGUUAAAAAAGGCCGCUAUCAGAUCAACUUGGACGUGCUUCUGUUUCCAUGGAAAUUAACCUACAAGAAUCCCGGCCCUGGCCUCGUGCCUAAGGGCUCAUUUGGGAAAGUCCACUUGGCUCAGGACAUUACGACCAGGAAGAGAAUGGCCUGCAAACUGAUCCCCAUUGAGAAUUUUAAAGCAGCUGAUGUGGAGUUCCAGGCCCGGUUCCGGCAUGAGAACAUCGCGGAGCUGUACGGCGCCGUGCUCUGGGACCAGAGCGUCCACCUGUUCAUGGAAGCAGGGGAAGGUGGUUCGGUGCUGGAGAAGCUGGACAGCUGCGGACCCAUGAGGGAGUUUGAGAUCAUCUGGGUGGCCAAGCAGGUCCUGCGAGGGCUGGAGUACCUGCACUCACACAAUGUCAUCCACCACGACAUCAAACCCAGUAACAUUGUCCUGAUGUCGGACAAGGCCGUGCUGGUGGACUUUGGUCUCACGGUGCAGAUGACAGAGGAUAUAUACACCCCUAGAGACCUCAGAGGAACAGAGAUGUAUAUGAGUCCAGAACUGGUUUUGUGUCGAGGACAUAACACCAAGACGGACAUCUACAGCCUGGGUACCACCAUAAUCCAUAUGCAGACUGCGAGUCCUCCCUGGGUCAGGAGGUACCCUCGCACUGCCUACCCGUCUUACCUCUACAUUAUCCACAAGCAGGCCCCGCCUCUGGAGGACAUACCGGAGGACUGCAGCGCUUCCAUGCGAUCGUUUUUGGAGCGGGCCUUGGAGAGGAACCCUGCCCUGCGGAGCUCUGCGUCCGAGCUGCUGAAGGACGAGGCCCUGAAUCCUCCCAGGGAGGACCAGCCGCGUUGCUGGAGCCUUGACUCGGCCAUGGAGGAGGCCACCCACAUGUUGCUGCGGCAGCAAAGCCAACACCCAGACACCACGCAGGAAUCGUCUCUUUACUCUGAAGACUCUGGUCACAUCAGGAGGAAAGGCUCGCUGUACAUAGACCUGGGGGCCUUGUCAGGGUACAGCAAACUGGUGACGGGACCCCCUGCCUCUGAAUACGGCUAACGUUUACCUCAGAGAGAUUGUUAUCUGCGGAAGCUGUACUGGGGUUAAAGUCGUUGCUCAUUUGCUGGUAGCCUUGCAGACGAAACUCGCAGAGCGCUCCAGGCAUGACAUGAAAGAGACACGGUGCCCUGAUUCA